UGCUGUCCAAGAAGCCUGUUGUCUAAUUCUGACUUUCUUUCACAGAGGAAAUGUGUUUGUUGGCUGAGAAUUUUGGAGUCCAGCCUGUUGAGGGAUUUCUUUCCCUUCAGAGAAGAGGGAAGAAAAGCAUCUUAGAUACGGUUUGGUUCUUCAUCAGAGUGUUUCCAACAUGGAGAGACCCAACCCACCUGGACCUGAAGCAGGCAGUGUCCCCGGGAGCAGUGGGGAAUCCUGGGAAGGAACUACGCAGACAUCCCUGAAUGCGCACAUAUGGUGCCAGCGCUUCAGGCAUUCCUCCUUCCGAGAGGGCGAGGGACCCAGAGAGGUUUGCAGCCGCCUCCACUCUCUCUGCCGCCAGUGGCUGAAGCCAGAGCAACACACCAAGGCGGAGAUGCUGGACCUGGUGAUCCUGGAGCAGUUCCUGAGCAUCCUGCCCCCAGAGAUGGGGAGCUGGGUCCGAGAGUGUGGGGCAGAGACCUCUUCCCAGGUGGUGGCCCUGGCGGAAGGCUUCCUCCUGAGUCAGGCAGAGGACGGGGAGCAGGAAGGACAGGUGAGAGCAUUGCCUCUUGGCUUCACUCACCUUGGGACUGAUGGAUAGUGUAAACCUAUAUCC
Molecule: messenger RNA, 613 nt
Organism: Anolis sagrei ordinatus
Lineage: Eukaryota; Metazoa; Chordata; Lepidosauria; Squamata; Anolidae
Source: RefSeq, a predicted model, not a curated record